Messenger RNA from Ogataea philodendri, 1137 nucleotides. RefSeq lists its product as uncharacterized. The record is from RefSeq and is a predicted model, not a curated record. The transcript has a single exon. Lineage: Eukaryota; Fungi; Ascomycota; Pichiomycetes; Pichiales; Pichiaceae. The coding region runs from base 1 to 1137 and encodes 378 amino acids.
AUGACUUCAGGUAAAUUCGCAAACAGAUAUAUUUUGGCUUUGGCCACCGGGCUGACUGGUUUGUACAUCUAUGAUGUGCAAUACAAUCACGGCCGCAACGUUGAUCAAUUGGGGCUGUACAAUUGGAACCCUCCUCCAAAGGUGGAGGUUUACAGUGAUUCGGCCUACAACGCUGGAGUUCAGAAGGCUGAGGAGUUCAAGAAUUCGGCCAGCUCGUGGAUUAACGAGAAGAAUUCCAACAUUCAGGAGAAUGCUCAGCAGGCCGGUAGCCAAAUAAAGGAUUCUGUCAACUCGGCAGGUUCUGGUGUGAUUGACCGUCUGGAGAGCUCGAAAGAUAGAUUUAGUUCAUUCUUUGGCUCGUCCAAGGAAUCUGCUCAGAGCGCCUAUGCUUCUGCGUGGGAGAAGUACUACGAGGCGGAGGACAAGGCCUCUAAACACAAGAAGGGGUGGCUCCAAUGGGGUGAGUCUAAAAAAGACGACUCCAACAAGGAAUUGGAAGCCGCAAAGAAGAAUUUGGACAGUGCACGUGACAACCUGUCAAAGUACGGCUCGGACGUGUUGAAGGACACUGAGCAGCGUCUGAACGAGUGGUCCAAGAACGUGAAGCAGAGAGGUUCCGAGGCCUUGGAGGCCGGACAGAAGAACGUGGAGAAGUUUACCGACAAUUUCCGUGGCCAGCUCUCCGAUAAGGACAUUGCCAAGGAGGCCGACAGGGCCAUCGCAGGCUUUGGCCAGCUGGCCGGCGAGGUUGCGAACGAGCACAUCGGUGCUCUGAGCGAUAAGACCGGUCUGUUUGCUGCCAAGACCAAGGAGUCUGCCCAGAAAUUGUACGAUUAUUACGAUGAACAGUCCAAGCAGGCCAAGAAGCAGUACGACGAGACCCAGAGCAGCUGGUUGAGAUGGAGAAAGGCCAAGUCUCAGGAGGCUCAGGAUGCUGCUAAGAAGCAGUACGAAGAAGUGUUAAAGCAGAAAGAUCAGGCACAGAAUAACCUCAACAACUACCUUAACCAGGUCAACGAAAACGUCAAGGACGGCAGCUCCAAGCUGAUCCAACAGACAAAACAAGGCCUCAGCAACUCUAACGACCAGGCCCAGAGCUGGCUUUCCAAGCUCAACGGAUGGGUUCGUGGAAACUAA